Vicia faba (fava bean) is the source of this 1176-nucleotide messenger RNA. The record is from the annotation of a GenBank genome assembly. Lineage: Eukaryota; Viridiplantae; Streptophyta; Magnoliopsida; Fabales; Fabaceae.
AUGAACAACGAAGUUAAAUUCUGGAACAAUGCAGCAUUCUACGGCGACGAUUUCACGACGAAGAUGAAGACUUCUUGGUCUUCUUCCUCGGAUUGCACCAAAGAGAAUGUAAACCCUACCGCACUCAAUACCAAUAUCGCCACUUCGAAAAAGAAAAAAGCUAUAGACGAUGAAAUCGCUGAAGUCGAAUUCGAAAUUAAGCGAUUAACAACAAAGCUUGAAUCGCUUCGUCUUGAAAAAAUCGCGUCGGAAAAGCGCGUUAGUGGAAUUGGCACUGGAAGGGUUAUAGCUGCGAAGUUCAUGGAACCGAAGAAAAACAGUGUCGUUUUCAAAGAUGAUGAUAAUGCUGUGAAACGAAACGGAAACGGAAACGGAAACGGAAACGGAAACGGCGUCGUUUUCAAAGAGGCGACGCCGAAGGGAAACGGUGUCGUUUUAGGUACACCGAGGGUUUCGAAAGAGGAUACUCCGAGGCCGAGGAUGAAUUGGAGGAGAGGGAUGAGUUUAGGUCCGGGGGAGAUUGCUGGUAAAGUUUCAGCACCGGUGAGUACUCCGGCGACGGUGAAUCGGAGGAAAUCUUGUUACUGGAAGCCGCAGGAAAUUACGGAGGAAUCGAGGAGGAAGACGAUAUGUAAAGCGAAUUCAGUUGCUGUUGGAUCGGUUAAGCUGCGUGAAAUGAAGAAGAAAGAGGAAGAGAUUGUUCAACCGAGGAAGUUGUUUGAAGGAGAGAAAUCAGUGAAGAAGGUGGUGAAACAAGGGAGGGUUGUUGCUAGUAGGUAUAAUUCUGGUGGUGUUGGUGAUGCGAAGAAAAGAACGUUUUCGGAGAAUAAUAAGGGUUUUGGGAGUGAGGUUAGGGUUAAGAAGAGGUGGGAGAUUCCGAUUGAGGAAGUGGAUGUGAGUGGUUUUGGGGUGUUACCGAGGAUUUCGACGUUGAGGUGUAUCGAUGAGAGUCCUAGAGAUUCUGGUGCUGCUAAAAGAGUUGCUGCAAUGAAUGGGAAAAAGUCUUAUUUCUGUGAUGAUGAGGAGGAUAGUAGAAUGGUGGUGGAGGAAGAAGGGAAUGUUUGUCAGGUUUUAGAUUUUGCUGAAGGUGGUGAUGAUGAUGAUGAUGAUGAUCAUGACGUUGUUGAUGAUGAUGAUAAUGAUGAUAAUGAUAAUGAUGAUGGUAAACAAGGGUAG